CUCCGCUCUCGACCGCUUCUGCUCAUCUCCAGGCGUUCUCCCUUCUGCUUCGCUGCAAAAUCCGACUUUUUCCCUGCUGCUUUCAAUGGAGACUGUCAGUAGUCAUGAUGUUGCCGCGAGAAUGUGUCUUCUCAAAUCUGACACCUCUGCAAAUUUGUCGCCGUUUCGGAGCUUCGCCGGUUGCUCUCUGUUUGAUUCUGGAAUCUGGAGGACCAGACGAAGUUUCGCUCUGCGAAAACCGCUAGCUUUUGCGGUUAGAUCCGUCAGGAUCGCUGAAACUCAAGACAACCAAAUAGGCACCAUCGAGGAGGAGGCGAGCUCUCCGGCUGACCUUUUGAGUAGCGAAGCUUUGGGGCAGGGGAAGGUAUGUGAUCGGAGGAAAACGAAGAUAGUUUGUACGAUUGGUCCGUCAACGAGCUCGCGUGAGAUGAUAUGGAAGUUGGCGGAGGCUGGAAUGAAUGUGGCGCGGUUGAACAUGUCGCACGGAGACCAUGCCUCGCACCAGCAAACCAUUAAUCUUGUUAAAGAAUACAAUGCUCAAUUCGACGACAAAGUUAUAGCCAUAAUGCUGGAUACCAAGGGUCCUGAGGUUAGAAGUGGAGAUGUACCUAGGCCAAUUGUGCUUAAGGAGGGACAAGAGUUUAAUUUUACUAUUAGAAGAGGGGUCUGCACAAAAGAUACUGUCAGUGUAAAUUAUGACGACUUCAUAAAUGAUGUGGAGGUUGGCGAUAUAUUACUUGUGGAUGGUGGAAUGAUGUCAUUAGCUGUGAAGUCAAAGACAAAAGAUUUGGUUAAAUGUGUAGUUGUUGAUGGUGGAGAGUUAAAAUCAAGGCGUCAUUUAAAUGUACGUGGAAAAAGUGCAACUUUGCCAUCAAUAACAGACAAAGAUUGGGAAGAUAUCAAAUUUGGGGUGGACAACCAAGUUGAUUUCUAUGCCGUCUCUUUUGUGAAGGAUGCUAAGGUGGUCCAUCAGUUGAAAGAUUACCUUAAAAGCUGCAAUGCAGAUAUUCAUGUGAUUGUGAAAAUCGAAAGUGCUGAUUCUAUACCAAAUCUCCAGUCAAUAAUUUCUGCUUCUGAUGGGGCAAUGGUUGCUCGUGGGGACCUUGGAGCUGAACUUCCAAUUGAGGAUGUCCCCUUAUUGCAGGAGGACAUCAUUAGAAGGUGCCGUAGUAUGCAGAAACCAGUAAUUGUAGCAACAAACAUGCUAGAAAGCAUGAUUAAUCAUCCUACACCCACAAGGGCAGAAGUUUCUGAUAUUGCAAUAGCAGUGCGAGAAGGUGCUGAUGCAAUUAUGCUUUCUGGAGAAACUGCGCAUGGAAAGUGAGUUACCAUCAUUUAUAUUGGUGGCAUCACUGAUGUAUAGCAGCUUUAAAUCCUUUCUUAUUCCUUUUGAUUUUGUUGUGUUAAUAACAUAGAACAAAAUAGCAUUAGAAAUUCCAGCUAAUUUUUUGAAUAUUAUUAUUGGUGGCACCUGUCCCUACUUCAAAGCACGGUAUCUUAUGGGAAAAAGUCAUGGAAGAGCAUUAUAUGUGUUACGUUGUUUACUCAAAUAUUGGUGUUCUAAUCAAAAUAUGAAUGAAUGAUGUUCUCCUCUAGUUUCUCCUCAAUAGGAAGGUGUGGCUUAUUUGGUUUGAUUUUGUUGAUGUACCAUGCUAAAUAAUACUUCCUUAAAUUACUGAAGGUAUCCAUUAAAAGCUGUAAAAGUGAUGCAUACUGUGGCAUUGAGGACUGAAUCAAGUCUUCCAGUUAACACGAUGCCUCCAGUCCAUUCUGGUACUUAUAAGGGCCAUAUGGGAGAAAUGUUUGCUUUUCAUUCUACAACUAUGGCUAACACCCUCAAUACACCCAUCAUUGUGUUCACAAGAACUGGAUCAAUGGCUAUACUUUUAAGUCAUUAUCGUCCUUCCUCAACUAUAUUUGCCUUCACAAAUGAGGAGAGAAUUAAGCAGAGGCUGGCACUUUAUCAAGGUGUGAUGCCCAUUUAUAUGCAAUUUUCAGAUGAUGCUGAAGAGACCUUCUCCCGAGCACUCAAGCUGCUAUUGGUUAGUUACCUGCUAACUAUUCAUCUCCUUUUGCCGCAUGUUUUUGUUUUAAGUAGCAAAUAAGGACAGGAAGUGGCAACUUGUGCGGGGUCCUUCCUGUUGUCUUUGAGCACCUUAGAAGAAGGGACCUAAAGGAACCUGACGACAAUCAGAUUGAGCACAUUGUGCUAGAUGAUUAGUGGUUUGAUAUUAAUGAUCAUGGCUUGUGACUGCAUUGAGAUUGAAACACAUUACCUCUUGGAGACCAGAUCCUU
Messenger RNA from Rubroshorea leprosula, 2296 nucleotides. NCBI's taxonomy places the organism in Eukaryota, Viridiplantae, Streptophyta, Magnoliopsida, Malvales, Dipterocarpaceae. The record is from the annotation of a GenBank genome assembly.